Messenger RNA from Heteronotia binoei (common prickly gecko), 639 nucleotides. Its product is annotated as gastrula zinc finger protein XlCGF49.1-like. The annotation marks the transcript as partial. Gene Ontology annotation, molecular function: RNA polymerase II cis-regulatory region sequence-specific DNA binding; DNA-binding transcription factor activity, RNA polymerase II-specific. The record is from RefSeq and is a predicted model, not a curated record. NCBI's taxonomy places the organism in Eukaryota, Metazoa, Chordata, Lepidosauria, Squamata, Gekkonidae. Gene Ontology annotation, biological process: regulation of transcription by RNA polymerase II. The transcript has 2 exons.
AUGCCGGAUGGAGUUGAAAAUGAAGACUUGAACGAAAAUGUCAGGAAUCAUAUCAGAGUGAAGAGAAAGAAAGGUGGCUGUAUGGUUGAGAAGCGAGAGGGAAUACAGUGGAAUAUACAUUUUCCAAAGCACAGGAAAAUGAAAGCAAGGGAGAAGCCUUUUGUAUGCUCAGAGUGUGGAAAGGGAUUUAGUACGAGUGGCAGUCUUCAAUAUCAUCAGAAAACCCACACAGGGGAAAAGCCUUUUGAAUGUUCAGAGUGUGGAAAGACAUUCACUCAUAGUGGUCAUCUUCAAAUGCAUCACAGGACCCACACAGGGGAGAAGCCUUUUGAAUGCUCAGAGUGUGGAAAAAGAUUUAGUACGAGUGGCAGUCUUCAAUAUCAUCAGAGAACCCACACAGGGGAGAAGCCUUUUGAAUGUUCUGAGUGUGGAAAGAGAUUCAGUCAGAGUGGCCAUCUUCAAAUGCAUCAGAGGACCCACACAGGGGAGAAGCCUUUUGAAUGCUCAGAGUGUGGAAAGAGAUUCAGUCAGAGUGGCAGUCUUCAGCAUCAUCAGAGAACCCACACAGGGGAGAAACCUUUUCAAUGUUCAGAGUGUGGAAAAAGAUUCAGUCAGAGUGGCCAUCUUCAAAGGCAUCAG